Messenger RNA from Ogataea angusta, 1308 nucleotides. RefSeq lists its product as uncharacterized. NCBI's taxonomy places the organism in Eukaryota, Fungi, Ascomycota, Pichiomycetes, Pichiales, Pichiaceae. The record is from RefSeq and is a predicted model, not a curated record. Gene Ontology annotation, cellular component: nucleus. The coding region runs from base 1 to 1308 and encodes 435 amino acids. Gene Ontology annotation, biological process: peptidyl-lysine monomethylation. The transcript has a single exon. Gene Ontology annotation, molecular function: protein-lysine N-methyltransferase activity; protein binding.
AUGACAUCAACGAUCGACCCUAGCAAGGUUAUUUCUUGGCUGCGACAGCCGCACAACAAGGCCUUUUGGCACACAGAUUUACAGGUCAGGCACACCCAGCACGGCGUGGGUGUAUUCGCCUCUCGGCGAAUCGAGCCCGGCACUGUGCUGCUCAGCGUUCCCAAAACGUCUAUCUUAUCUGCACAUAAUUCGUGUAUAGCCAACCUUCUCUGCGACGCCCAGAUCUACGGGAUGCACGCCUUAGUGAUCGCCUUUCUCUAUGAGAAAAACGUUGGUGCAGCAAGUCCGUGGUCUGAUUACAUUGAGUCCAUAAAUUUUGCUGGUGCGAUGCUGCCACCCUGUAUGUGGGACGCAGAAGCCAAGUCUUUAUUGGCUGGCACAGAGGCCGAUCUCAUGGGCGUUCUGGACAGCACAGAGCUUGUUGCACAUUAUGAGCUGGCCAGACGCUUUGCGAAUCAGCAUGCACCCAUGAUAUCUGCGCCUGCCGAAUUGGCGGACCUUUCGCAGUUUGCGGCCGUAGUUCUGGCCGUGGCGUCUCGUGCGUUUGAGAUCGACCAUUUCCACCUUUCGGGACUGGUUCCUGGCGCCGAUCUGUUCAAUCAUCACCCAGACGGCCACGGGUUGGUUCAUUUUGAGGCUCUUGCAGAGGUGUGUCCUGACUGUGGCAAGCUGGACUGUGGCCACGGCAGCGAUGACUCUGACGACCAAUUCGACGAAUUCGACGACUCUGAGGACUUUGAAGAUUCUCAGGCCACUCACGAGGUGGCAGACGCACAGGAAAAAGAUAACGAUGAAAACUCCGAACUAUGCGACAUUGUUAGUCACACGAGCCUUGUGCCAGACACAGAAAUAUUCAACACCUACGGGCCCCUCUCGAACGCUGAGCUGCUCGCAAGAUACGCCUUCUGUGUCGACGAUAAUCCGCACGACACCGUUUGCCUGGGAAAACAGGUGUCUGCACAUAGAAAACGGGUCAACCCUGCCAUUUCCAGACGGCUCAGGUGGUGGUCGCGCCAGAGCGAGCAGCCGUGGCUUUUGGAGUGUUAUGUCGACGCCAACGGCACGCCGUCGCCGCAACUGUGCUGCGUGGCCAAGCUUUUCACUGCCCCAGGCAAGACGCUGUCGCGAUCGCGGCUCUCCCGUCUUACCCCUUCUGCCAGACGACUCAUACAGCAUUGGUGCGCUCAGAGAAAGUUGCCCGACGUGCCAAUCACAAUUCAGGACGCGACCACCGCGGCCCACAUCCGUUGCAUCAGAGAUAACGAGAACCGCAUCCUAGACAAGUGCAUUGCCAAACUGAACUACUAG